AUGGCCUUGCCGUGCUUCCCGGCCCGCCUGGGCAUGCUUCCCAUUGCCACAGAGCUGCAGGCUCCUGUAGGAAUGAUGCUUGACCAUGCCAAAGGGGCCAAGGGCUGGCUGAACGCUUCACAACUGGAACAUCCUUUGGGCCACGUGCUUUCCCAAGAUUCAGAUCGAUGUCAGAAUUACCUUUGGUGCUCUACAGCCGUUCAGAUUCCCAAGUGCAAAACCCAUCCUCUAUCAGUAUCAACAGUGAAGUGGGAAAACACUCGUUUUCCCUACUGGGAAGCUUACAUCUUUCCCAACAGACUUCUCUAUGCAUGUUCCAACAGGCAGUUUUCAAGUGUUUUGCAGGUGCAAGAGAAAAAUAAUCUCUUUCUUGUAGGUGCUUCCCAAGCAUUGAAAGAGGAGAAGAAAGUAAGUGGAUCGCAGCAGGAAGGCCCAGAUGGAGCCAAGGUUAAGACGGAGUCUGGUCCAGCCAAGCCGCUGACUCCUGUUGCAGAAACAUUCAGAGUUAUUCAGGGGGCAAUGAGUGAAGAGUAUGUGAGAACUACUCAGGGGGUCUUUCAGUUUGAGUUAUCUGGUGAUGAAGGAGGCACUUGGUAUAUUGACCUGAAAACCAAGGGUGGGAGCGCUGGUUCUGGGAAGCCUCCUGUGACGGCCGACGUGGUCAUGAGCAUGUCGAGCGGCGACUUUGUGAAGAUGUUCACAGGGAAGCUAAAGUCAAUCAUGGCUUUCAUGUCAGGAAAACUAAGCAUUAAAGGUGACAUGGUGCUAGCAAUGAGUCUGGAAAAGAUGCUGCCACAGUGUGUGUUUGAACUUUGAGGAGAAAGCCUUACUCGCAGAACACUGGCCUUUCAUAUAUAACUACAAUGCUGUCUUAAAACGCCAGUCCUCAUUUUUCUUUGAUGCAGUAUAAGUAUCAAUACAAUUUAUAAUUGUUAGAGAAGACACAAGUCAG
Grus americana (Whooping crane) is the source of this 952-nucleotide messenger RNA. RefSeq lists its product as uncharacterized. NCBI's taxonomy places the organism in Eukaryota, Metazoa, Chordata, Aves, Gruiformes, Gruidae. The transcript has 6 exons. Gene Ontology annotation, cellular component: mitochondrion. The record is from RefSeq and is a predicted model, not a curated record. The coding region runs from base 1 to 816 and encodes 271 amino acids.